AUGGAGAAGACUGAUAAGCAACACAUGCAUGUUGAAGGAGCCGAUCCUAGUCCCCAGCGAACUGAAGCUGGGAAGCACUCUGAUUUCUAUAUUGAAGACCGAAUUGCUCAUCUGUCUGAGGAGCAUCGCCAGUAUCUUCUCGCACGACAUGGUACUUUGGAUCUUGAUCCUAUUCCUGACAUGAACGAUGCGGAUCCAUACAAUUGGCCACGAUGGAGGAAAAACAUGAACCUUACCCUCGUCGCCUUCCACGCUAUGAUGGCCACCUUUACAGCCGCUGCCAUUCAAUCUGCAUUCGAAAACAUCUCCGAGGACCUCGAAGUCAGCAUGCAACGAACUAGUUACUUGGUAUCCCUGUUCAUUGCCGUACUGGGUGGUGCACCCCUAUUCUGGCGUCCGCUGUCCAAUCGAUUCGGUCGCCGUCCGAUCUUUCUGAUCUCGUUGGUCUGCAGUCUGGUCGGAAACAUUGGUUGCGCGAAGAGUCCUUCAUAUGCUACAAUGGGUCUCUGUCGUGCCAUCACUGCUUUCUUUAUUAGUCCUGCGGCGGCCAUUGGUAGUGCCGUUGUUGCAGAGACAUUCUUCAAGAAGGACCGUGCGAGAUGUUUGGGUGCGUGGACAUUGAUGGUUACCAUCGGUGUGCCGGCUGCCCCGUUCAUUACUGGCUUUGUCGCUUUGCGUGUUGGAUACCGGUGGAUCUAUUAUAUCCUUGCGAUUGUCAACGCUGUCCAGUUUAUCCUAUACCUCUUCCUCGGAUCCGAGUCUCUCUAUGUCCGCAGUGAACAUGCCUCGCACAAUGUGUCUAGUGUCAAGGAGAGUCUCUUCAAGUUUGGCCGCAUCGACCGGACUCCUCUCAGACUUUGGGACUUCUUCCAACCAUUGAGCUACUUUGGCAAGCCAUGCGUUGUCCUACCAGCAGUUGCUUAUGCCAUGAUCUUCCUUUGGGGCAGUGUCAUGCUCACUAUCGAGAUCCCUCAGCUUUAUCCAGAGAUGUUCGGGUUCAACACGCAGCAAGUUGGUCUUCAGUUCUUGGGCUUGGUGAUCGGCUCUGUCAUCGGAGAACAGAUUGGCGGCUUCAUCUCCGACCGAUGGAUGUUGAUGCGUCAGAAGCGUCUUGGAGAGCCUCCUGCCCCCGAGUAUCGUCUUUGGCUGAGUUAUAUCGGUCAUCUCCUUACUAUUUGUGGUAUUGUGGUAUUUGCCAUCCAGCUUCGGGAUGCUGGGACUACUUGGAGUAUUACUCCUAUUAUUGGCGCAGCCAUUGCUGCUGGUGGUAAUCAGAUUGUGACUACUAUUGAUAUCACGUAUGCGGUUGAUUGUUACCGCGAGGAUGCUGCGAGUGUGGGUGUUUUCAUUACCUUUGUUCGUCAAAUGUGGGGAUUCAUUGGUCCUUUCUGGUUCCCUCAGAUGUUUGAGACUGUUGGAUGGGCUGGCGGUGCAGGCAUCAUUGUUGCGCUGAUUGUGACUGUUAGCAUUAUCCCUACCAUGUUGGUACAAUGGCGAGGUGCUACAUGGCGAUGA
This is a messenger RNA of Penicillium antarcticum, 1515 nucleotides long. RefSeq lists its product as uncharacterized. Gene Ontology annotation, biological process: transmembrane transport. The transcript is spliced from 4 exons. The record is from RefSeq and is a predicted model, not a curated record. Bases 1 to 1515 code for a protein of 504 amino acids. Gene Ontology annotation, molecular function: transmembrane transporter activity. NCBI's taxonomy places the organism in Eukaryota, Fungi, Ascomycota, Eurotiomycetes, Eurotiales, Aspergillaceae.